Messenger RNA from Fonsecaea multimorphosa CBS 102226, 6087 nucleotides. RefSeq lists its product as uncharacterized. Lineage: Eukaryota; Fungi; Ascomycota; Eurotiomycetes; Chaetothyriales; Herpotrichiellaceae. Gene Ontology annotation, molecular function: ATP hydrolysis activity; nucleic acid binding; ATP binding. The record is from RefSeq and is a predicted model, not a curated record. The coding region runs from base 1 to 6087 and encodes 2028 amino acids. The transcript has a single exon.
AUGGUUAGCCAAACUUUCCAGUCCGAGGAACAAUGGCUGGCUCAAGUGACAGCUAUGCGACAAGCUAUUGCCGACUUGAAAUUGUCAUCCCUCAACGACGCGCCGCAGAUGUAUGGGGCAGAUCUUGACUUGGACGAAGACUUGAGUGAAGACGUUGAUGACGACAUCUGGGACGCUGAAAGCGCGGUCGAUGAGAGCCCUUUCACCGACGAUGUCGACGACGCGGUAAAUGGGUUCAAAACUCCCAACUUUGACACCAACGGUGUCUUUGACAGGACAUGGCUAAGUUCAAAAUGUGCUGCCUGGGCUCGCUCAAAGCCUGGCAUCGACCCCACCGAGAUCGAGCAGCAAAUCACUGCUCUGUUGGCGUCAGACACUUCGGACGAUGAAUUGCAGAUGUCGCUAGCAGAUAUCGUUGGAUUUGACGACCUUGACUUUGUCAUUGAACUCAUCUCUCAUCGCAAGGAAGUCCUUAAUUCUCAAACUGCGACUAUUCGUCAGACCGAUGGCCUCUUUGGAUCCCUGGAGACUCGUCAGGAGCGCGAUGCAACUCUCCGACGACAGGACUACGAGCACAAAAAUGCUGCCCUGGCUCCAGCUUUUGAUCGAUCAGGGCCGAAAUAUCCUCAUGUCUACAAGUCUGAUGUCGCCGCCACGGGUAAUAUGUUGGAUGUGGCUGGCAGAAGGUAUGCCCUACCUCUUGGCAGUACGCGACAUGACUAUCAAAAAUACGAGGAGUAUGCAAUCCCGGCCUCAAAGGUAGGCUCUCUUGCUGCAGGACAGAAACUGGUCGCUAUCUCCGAGAUGGAUGGUCUGUGCCAACGUACCUUCAAGGGUUACAAGAGCUUGAAUCGAAUGCAGAGUCUGCUUUAUCCUGUGGCAUACACUACAGCCGAGAACAUGCUAAUCUGUGCUCCUACUGGUGCUGGUAAGACUGAUGCGGCUAUGCUCACGAUCCUGCAAGCCAUUUCCAAGAACAUCAUACCCAAUCCAAUUGAGGAGCCCACUGCCACGGAGUUUAUAGUGAUGGCAGACGAUUUCAAGAUCGUCUACGUUGCGCCGAUGAAAGCUCUAGCUGCCGAAGUUACAGAAAAGCUGGGCAAGCGAUUGGCAUGGCUGGGCAUUCAAGUGCGAGAGUUGACUGGUGAUAUGCAAUUGACGAAGAAGGAAAUUGCUGCGACCCAAAUCAUCGUGACGACACCGGAGAAGUGGGAUGUUGUUACUCGGAAGAGCACUGGAGACACUGAACUGGUCCAGAAAGUCCGGCUACUCAUCAUCGAUGAAGUCCAUAUGCUUCAUGACGAGCGAGGUGCUGUUAUCGAGUCCUUGGUCGCCAGGACAGAACGGCAGGUGGAAAGUACACAGUCACUGAUUCGUAUUGUUGGACUGUCUGCCACUCUUCCAAAUUACAUCGAUGUUGCGGACUUCCUGAAAGUCAAUCGCAUGUCUGGCCUGUUCUACUUUGAUGCUUCUUUUCGCCCCGUCCCUCUCGAACAACACUUCAUCGGUGUCAAGGGGAAGGGAAGCAAGGUUCAGCGCGAGAACCUAGAUCAAACCACCUUCGAGAAGGUCAAGGAGCUUCUGAAACAGGACAAGCAAGUCAUGGUCUUUGUUCAUUCCAGGAAAGACACCGUGUUGGCUGCCCGUACCCUCUACCAAAUGGCUGUUGACGAUGGGUGUGCAGAGCUGUUUGUGCCAGACUCCGACAAUCCUGCCUAUGUAAGAGCAAUGGCCGAUUUGAAAACCACUCGAGGCCGAGAACUGCGAGACAUUGUUCCCAAGGGGUUUGGAUGCCAUAAUGCUGGCAUGCCGCGAUCAGACAGAAACUUUGUUGAACGAAUCUUCUCUGACGGCGCCAUCAAAGUGCUUUGCUGCACAGCAACCCUUGCAUGGGGUGUCAACUUACCCGCGGCAGCCGUCGUAAUCAAAGGAACACAACUUUACAGCGCUGAAGCCGGUAAAUUUGUGGAUCUUGGAAUACUUGACGUCCUUCAGAUUUUUGGACGUGCUGGUCGUCCCCAGUUUCAAGACAGCGGUGUCGGAUACAUUUGUACCACUCACGAUAAAUUGCAACAUUAUCUGUCCGCCGUCACCCAGCAGCAACCAAUUGAGUCCAAAUUCUCACAGAAGAUGGUCGAUAACCUCAAUGCUGAGAUCAGUCUGGGUACAGUAACUACUGUGCAGGAGGCAGUGACCUGGCUGGGCUACACCUAUCUGUUCAUUCGCAUGCGGCGAAACCCGCAGGCCUACGGGAUAGAUUGGAAUGAGUACCAAGAUGAUCCUCAACUGGGCCAAAGGCGGCGCAAACUAAUCAUCGACGCCGCCAGAACGCUGCACCGUAGUCAAAUGAUCAUCUUCAAUGAGAGAACGGACGAGCUACGAGCAAAGGAUGUCGGUCGUAUUGCCAGCCAAUUUUAUGUCCUUCAGAGCAGUAUCGAAAUAUUCAAUACCAUGAUGCGGCCACAUGCAAGCGAGGCAGAUGUUCUGAAAAUGAUCAGCAUGAGCGGCGAGUUCGACAACAUCCAGUCCCGAGACAAUGAAGCGCUGGAACUACACCGACUACGCCAGGAAGCUGUCGUGUGUGAGAUCGAGGAUCGAAAGAAUGGCCCGAAGAGCUCCGAGGAAGAGAAAGAGCAGAGAGUUAUUGAGAACCACGCAAAGACAAAUAUUCUCCUUCAGUCAUACAUAUCGAGGGCGAAACUUGAAGAUUUUGCCUUGGUUUCAGACCUGGCAUACGUUGCACAGAACUCGGCCCGAAUUUGUCGAGCUUUGUUCAUGAUCGCUCUGAAUCGUGGCUGGGGUUAUCAGUGUCAAGUUCUCCUGUCCAUGUGUAAGGCCAUUGAGAAGCAAAUCUGGCCUUUUCAACACCCAUUUCACCAGUUUGAUCUACCUGUACCAGUCUUGAAGAAUUUGGAUGACAAGGCACCCUCUUCGAACAUUGAAAGCCUGCGAGAAAUGGAGCCAGCUGAGAUUGGAAAUCUUGUGCACAACCAAAAAAUGGGGACCACCUUGACGAAGUUGCUCGACAAUUUCCCGACGGUAUCUGUCGAGGCAGAAACUGCACCACUUAAUAGGGAUGUGCUCCGUAUGAGGUUGUACCUCUAUCCGGAAUUCGUCUGGAAUGACCGUCACCAUGGCACUUCUGAAUCAUACUGGGUUUGGGUUGAAAAUUCGGAAACGUCAGAAAUCUACCAUCAUGAGUAUUUCAUCCUGAGCCGGAAGAAGAUGCACGACAACCACGAACUCAACUUCACCAUACCACUGGCCGACCCCCUGCCUUCUCAAAUAUAUGUCAGAGUCAUAUCGGAUCGAUGGCUAGGAGCAGAGACCGUUCAUCCCGUCUCAUUCCAGCAUCUCAUCCGACCAGACACUGAGAGUGUGUAUACAGAUCUCCUGGACCUACAACCUCUUCCGAUCACCGCCUUGAAAAAUCCGGCGCUGGAAGAGCUCUAUGGACAACGCUUCCAGUUCUUCAAUCCGAUGCAGACUCAGAUUUUCCACACCUUGUACCAUACUUCAAACAACGUCCUCUUGGGUUCGCCUACCGGUUCCGGGAAGACCGUUGCUGCAGAGCUAGCUAUGUGGUGGGCAUUCCGUGAAAGACCAGGGAGUAAAGUCGUGUACAUUGCACCUAUGAAGGCGCUUGUUCGAGAGAGAGUGCAAGACUGGCGCAAGCGGCUCACCGUACCAAUGGGUUUGAAACUGGUUGAGUUGACUGGCGACAAUACUCCAGAUACACGGACUAUUCGAGAUGCAGAUAUCAUCAUCACGACGCCUGAGAAAUGGGACGGAAUAUCCCGCUCAUGGCAGACCAGAUCUUACGUUCGGCAGGUGUCUCUCGUGAUUAUUGACGAGAUACAUCUAUUGGGCGGCGACCGCGGUCCCAUCCUCGAGAUCAUCGUAUCAAGGAUGAACUACAUCGCGUCGCAAGCGGAAAGUGGAUCCAUUCGCCUGGUGGGCAUGUCGACGGCCUGUGCAAACGCCACCGACUUGGCGAAUUGGCUUGGGGUUAAGCCUGGAAACAAUCAAGGGCUCUUCAACUUCCGCCACAGUGUCCGUCCAGUUCCACUUGAGAUAUAUAUCGAUGGCUUUCCCGAGCAGAGGGGAUUCUGCCCGUUGAUGCAAAGCAUGAACCGCCCAACCUACCUUGCCAUCAAAAACCACAGUCCGGACAAGCCUGUCAUAGUCUUCGUGGCGUCGAGAAGACAAACUCGUCUCACUGCAAAAGACCUCAUUAAUUUCUGUGGUAUGGAAGAGAACCCGAGAAGGUUUCUACACUUUGACAAUGAAGACGAUCUUCAGCAUACUCUGUCCGCUGUCAAGGAUGCCGCGCUAAAAGAAGCGUUGAGUUUCGGCAUCGGCCUGCAUCACGCCGGGUUGGUAGAGUCUGAUCGAACACUUUCCGAGCAACUUUUCGCUGCGAACAAGAUCCAGAUCCUCGUUGCGACAUCGACGCUUGCCUGGGGCGUCAAUCUGCCUGCUCAUCUGGUCGUCGUCAAAGGAACCCAAUUCUUCGAUGCCAAAAUCGAGGGAUACAAAGACAUGGAUUUGACCGACGUUCUUCAGAUGCUUGGCCGAGCCGGACGACCGCAAUUCGAUACGUCUGGGAUUGCUCGCAUUUUUACCCAGGACUCGAAGAAGGCAUUCUACAAGCAUUUCCUACACACCGGGUUUCCCGUGGAGAGCUCUCUGCACAAAGUCCUUGAUAACCAUUUGGGCGCCGAGGUCUCCGCUGGUGUCAUAACCACCAAGCAAGACGCGCUCGAUUACCUAACCUGGACAUUUUUCUUCCGUCGUCUGCACAAAAACCCAACAUACUAUGGUCUUGAGAUCUCGGCGGAGGAGCACAAGGAAAAUCAGCUUGUUGCAAGACAAGCCGCUGCCGACUACAUGAUCACGCUGGUGGACAAAUCGCUCGACGACCUAGCUGAAAGUGACUGUGUUUUGGUGCACAAUAACGGCGACGUGGACAGCACUCCAUUUGGCAAGAUCAUGUCGUAUUACUACCUUAGCCACUUGACGAUUCGCAAGUUCCUGUCGAAAGCGCGCAAGAGCCCUUCCGCGACCUUCGCGGAUGCUCUGGCUUGGAUCAGCCUGGCUACUGAGUUUGACGAUCUCCCAGUGCGGCAUAAUGAAGAUCUUAUCAACGCCGAAUUGGCGAAGAACUUACCCUUUGACACCGAGGGUCUGAUGGACAAUCUGCCAAUGUGGGAUCCUCACGUCAAGGCAUUCCUCCUCAUCCAGGCGUUCAUGGCCCGCAUCGACCUCCCCAUCUCUGAUUACGUGGGCGACCAAAUCUCGGUGCUGGACCAGGGCAUUCGCAUCAUCCAAGCUGGAGUCGACGUCAUGACGGAGCUCAACAGGUUUGACGCUGUCGUGCAAAUGGUUAGACUGCUACAGUGCAUCAAGUCUGCGCGAUGGCCGGAGGAUUACCCGCUCAGCAUUCUGCCUGGUGUGGAUGAGGUGUUUGACGAAAAGCUUGAAGGGAAAGUCCCGAAGGACUUGGUCAUGACCGCGGUGCUGUCUACCAGGCAUGGAGUGAAGACAAUUGACGGGUUGAUGAACGUGCUUGGAAUAAAAGCCCAAAAUACCCGUAUGGCGUUCAUCAAGGCGGUGAAUGCACUUCCAGACCUUGCUUUGUCGGCGACGGGCGACACGGACAAUUUGCAACUCACUCUGAAACGCAGGAAUCGACUGCUUGACCAUGAGGCCAGAAUAUACGCCCCGAGAUUCCCAAAGCCACAGACAGAGGGCUAUUUCGUCCUUGUGCUCCCUCCCGGAUCGGCUUCAAGUGGCCAGGGGUUGGAUGUCUUGGCUCUCAAGAGGGCGAAUUGGUCCACUACAAAACAGGGAACUCGGAGCAAGGCCGUAGGCACUGCAAACGUCAAGCUCAAGAUCCCAGCUCCGGAAUUGGACGCGGGAAGAGGCCAGGAGGAGAUGAAGGUCGAUAUUCUCGUCAUGAGCGAUGCAUACCCGGGAAUGGAGUGGCGGCUGGAGAAUGUUGUUGUUCCGGUUGCGCAAAAGGAGGCUGGAGGGUCGAAGACGGUAGAGGUGAAUGUUGACGAGGGUUUGCUGAAGAAGAAAUAG